Molecule: messenger RNA, 1845 nt
Organism: Colletotrichum spaethianum
Lineage: Eukaryota; Fungi; Ascomycota; Sordariomycetes; Glomerellales; Glomerellaceae
Exons: 1
Coding region: 1-1845 (614 amino acids)
Biological process (GO): polysaccharide biosynthetic process
Cellular component (GO): membrane
Molecular function (GO): acyltransferase activity, transferring groups other than amino-acyl groups
Source: RefSeq, a predicted model, not a curated record
AUGUGGGAAGAGUCCACGCGGGGGCGGGAGGGGCAGUCGGACGUGUCCCAUCGGUCAAAAGAGCAAGGCCGGUACGGUGAAGGUGGUGAUGAGAAGUUUUCAAGCGCGGCCGCGACGAGAAAGAAUGCGGACAAGAUCAGAUGUCUGGAUGGGCUCCGCGGUGUUGCCUGUCUUCUUGUCUUCAACUACCACUUCCUAUGGCCAUGGACACCAGCCAUCAUGCUGGGCUAUGGAGCCAUGCCCCCCGGAUCACCUGAGCCGUACUUCGAGCGGUCAUCCUUGCCCAUUCUAUGUCUAUUGCAGCGUGGACGCCCAAUGGUAGCCAUCUUUUUUGCCAUUUCGGGAUAUGUCCUUUGUCGGCAUAUCCUGAGGGCCAUUCACGAGCGACGCCUCGAAGCCGCGUACCAGAGUCUUGCGUCUUCCGUCUUUAGACGUGUGUUCCGUCUGUACAUCCCCCCUACUAUCAGCAUGUUCUUAGUAGCCAUGCUUGCACAGAUGGGAGCCUUCCGGUCGGAAGAUGACAUCUACAAGGGCCCCGACUCGAGGUAUAUCAACGGCACUGUGACAGUUGCUCAGUUGAACAACACUUGUAUGAAUGGGACGCAUGCAGUCGAGGGAGCCCCUGGCAUUGCGAAAUACCUGGGGCUAACGACCCCUGCGUUUUUGGGUAAUGUCACAAACAACGAGACCAACACACUUUGUGUGAACACCACGUCGCAACUCUUCAUGCCCCCGAUGCUGUAUAUGCUGGCCGAUGACAUUGAGGCAAAGGCAAGGGCGGCAAAUGAGACCAAAGGAUUGAACGGAACGGUGAUCAACAUUACCAUGGUGGACACCGGGUACGAGGACAAGACCGAGAAGUCCAAGGGGUCCUAUCACGAUCUCCUCCACCUGGGCUCGAAGCCCGCAGUCCUAGACGACAACAAAACCCUGCCAAACAAGACCGACCCUACCAACUUCACUUGGGUUCAGCUCGGCGGCUCGUGGGAAGAGCAUCCAUUCAUCCACGACAACAUCACCUACGCUCUCCAAAACUUUACGAGGGCUUACAUUGAAUGGGCCAACCCGUUCAACUUCGGCCACUACCACACCCGCUAUGAUCCGCACACCUUCACGAUCCCGAUGGAGCUCCGCGGCUCCAUGUUCAUUUACCUUUUCCUCCUAGGCACCGCAGCCCUGAAGGCAAAGUGGCGAUUCCGCCUUGGAGGUCUUCUCUCUGCAUACAGUCUGAUCAUGGGACGGUGGGACAUGGCUACCUUCAUGGGUGGUGUAUUACUUUCAGAGGCGGACAUCAGGAGAGCUGAUGACCGGGGGCUGAUACCACCGGCGACAAGCAGCAAGAACGGUCGCCAAGCCGGUUUUAGACAAUCGGUACUUAGCUCCAGAGGGACUCGCUGGGCUGCGCUUUUCGUCGCUCUCUACCUCCUCUCGUACCCCGAUGCUGGAGCCGAAUGGACGCCAGGCUUCGCGUUCUUGUCGUCCCUCGUGCCGAGAUACUACAUCCCCUUGUCAGGCUGGAUGUUUUACCAGGCAAUGGGCGCCCUUCUACUACUUCCCUGCGUUCUACACAGCCCGUUCCUCCGCGGGCUCCUCGAAGGACGGGUGUCACAGUACCUUGGAAAGAUCAGCUUCUCGUUCUAUCUCGUCCACGGCCCAGUGUUGCACAGUCUAGGCUUCUGGAUCAUGCCGAGGCUUUUCGAGCGCCUCGGCCGUAACGGAGGAUUUGUGGUUGGCUGGGUCAUCUUGCUGAGUGUGUCAUUGUAUCUGUCAGACUGGUGGUGCCGGAAGAUUGAUGCCUGGAGCGCGACUGUCGGAAGGAAUGUUGAGAAGAUGAUGAAGGAGUGA